CUCUCGGCUGACUCAAACCACUCUGAACACCUUCCUUCUGUGAGGACACACUGAAAAAUUGGACCACAUGGACUCCAGUUCUCUGAAGGUUCCUACCCUGGGAAGACCCUUUUCCUUGGGGAUGCUGUAUAACGCUCACACAGAUGAGCUGAUAACAGGAAUUUCACUGUGGGAAAGUACCAUUCUGGAGAAUAAAACAAAGACAAAGAAUAACCACAACAGUUCUUUCCAAGUAACAUCCUCUGAUUCUAUUCAAGAAAAGUCCUCUCUCUUGGAUCUUGGAGCUUCUUUUAAAGCUAGUUUCUUGAGUGGUCUGAUUGAAGUCGGUGGCUCUGCCAAGUAUCUGAACGACAAGAAGAAAUUCAAAAAUCAGAGCAGAGUGACCCUCCAAUACAAGGCCACUUCUUACUUCUCUCGUCUGUCCAUGACACAUAGUGAAGCGCAGAGUGCAGCCAGGCUCAGUGAUGAAGUGAAGAGCAUGGCAACACAUGUGGUGACAGGCAUUCAGUAUGGUGCAAACGCUUUCUUUGUCUUUGACAGUGAGAAGUUAGAGUCCACUCAAGUUGAGGACUUCCAGGGAACCUUGGAGGGUGCAAUAAAUAAGAUCCCCAAAUUAAAUGCUGAAGCUAACAUCUCAAUGUCACUGAGUGACAAAGAAAACUCUGUCCUCAAGAGAAUCUCCUGCAAAUUCUAUGGGGACCGGUGGAUGUCUGACAAAGAAGCAGAAGUAACUGCCUUGAACAUCUGCCUCAAAUCAAUGGAGGGCGUUAAAAUGGUUUCCAAUGAGUCCCAGCUGAAAACAGAAAUAUUUGCUCAAGGUGUGGUUCAUGCUCUGUGCUUCACUUUCACCUCUCUGGAGGAUGAUGACCCAUACAUUGAUCAGAUGGAGAGGUCCCUUCACUCACAUGACCUGAAAAGCCUUCAGAAUAUCUAUGAGCCUAAACACGACCAGUGGUACCGUUCAAAUGCAAUGAUACAAGAACUCCGUGGAAAAGCCCAAGAAUUCCAAAACAUGGCCAAAGGCCUGAAAGCCAACAGCAAAUUCAUUUUCCUAGUAGCUGCAGCAAACAAUACCAAAUACCAAGGAGCAAGCAUCUACUAUUACAAGGAAGGGUGUCUGGUCUCAGAGGAUUUUUCAAAGCCAGGCGUCCCUCCAGUGGAGAAUAUAACAAGCAAAGAAGAUCUGAUUUGGUAUGCCUGUGAUCUGACGCUGAACCCAAAUACAGCAAAUAAUUAUCUCAUUCUUUCAGAUGAGAACAAAAAAGCAACAUGUACAUCAACAUGGCAGUACUAUGACAGUCACCCAGAGAGGUUUGAGAAGCCUAAAGUGCUGUGUAACGAAGUGUUGUGUGGGCGCUCUUAUUGGGAGGUGGAGUGGAGUGAAGAUCUAAACGUUGGUAUAGGUGUUGCAUACAAAUCACUUGAAAGAUAUACGAGCCUUGGGAGUUCUGACAAGUCUUGGUAUUUUGGCAGAGGGCAGGGCUUUGAGGCAUGGAACAAUGACCAGGUAUGGGUCGGUAAACUAAUUCCUGUUGGAUGCAAUAAAAUUGGAGUGUACCUGGAUUUUCAAGAUGGGACUCUGUCUUUCUACAUGGUGUCAGGUCAAAACUUAGAACACCUCUACACCUGCAAAACUUCAUUCAAUGACCAUGUCUAUCCAGGUUUUUACAUUUAUCCAGCCAAUGGGUACUGCAUGCUAACUCCUGUCCAGUAGUGCUGGACAGGAGUCCCAACUUAGCUCUGUGGCUUGUUCAAGGGGUUUUUCUGCUGUUGACUUAUAGUUAAGCCCAGAGUUAUGCGUAACACUGGUAGUUUAUGUUUUAAUAGCUUUUAAUUUAGUCAAGAACUGCAUGGUUGCUACACAUUAUUAUAUGUUUUAUGUGUUUUGAUUUUUGCUUACAGACUGCAUAGUCCAGGAGUAUAAAAAUAGAAAUUAGAAACACCAAAAAACUGUGGCUCAUUUAAUGUUUUUGUUGUUUUUAUAGGCAAAAGUGAAGCUUGAUUUACAUUAAUCUAUGGUGACAGU
Cyprinodon tularosa is the source of this 2026-nucleotide messenger RNA. Its product is annotated as cytolytic toxin-beta-like. Gene Ontology annotation, molecular function: protein binding. The transcript is spliced from 5 exons. The record is from RefSeq and is a predicted model, not a curated record. NCBI's taxonomy places the organism in Eukaryota, Metazoa, Chordata, Actinopteri, Cyprinodontiformes, Cyprinodontidae. Bases 68 to 1714 code for a protein of 548 amino acids.